This is a messenger RNA of Tinamus guttatus (white-throated tinamou), 1074 nucleotides long. RefSeq names its product mast cell immunoglobulin like receptor 1 (gene MILR1). Gene Ontology annotation, molecular function: transmembrane signaling receptor activity. Gene Ontology annotation, cellular component: external side of plasma membrane. Gene Ontology annotation, biological process: immune response; cell surface receptor signaling pathway. Lineage: Eukaryota; Metazoa; Chordata; Aves; Tinamiformes; Tinamidae. The record is from RefSeq and is a predicted model, not a curated record.
AACUACACCAUCUGCCCUCUUCACUAUCGGCUUCAUAUUUGAAGGAAAAUGUUUUUUCUCACAGUUCUGCUGUUUUCCUACACUCAAGUCUCUCAGCAGAUUCAGGAAUCAACCACAGAAGCCAGAGAGAUGUCCAACCCCAAGCUCAGCCAUGCUCAGGGCACUUUGGAAGUAAUAAUGAACCAGAAUGUGAGCCUCUCCUGUCACUCAGACUCUGGAUCUCCACCUGUCAGAUACACUCUCUUCAAAGGAAAACAGCAGGUUGCCACACUAAAUAGGACAGACUCAACCCCAGCUGUGUUUAACCUGACCAUCAACUCUGCCAGUGACGUGGGUGAAUACAAAUGCAAAGCUGAGAACAGAAUCUCCAAUAAUGGAAAAUACAGCAAACCUGUCAAUUUAACCCUUAUAGAGCCAGUUUCUAAGCCAGUGUUAAGCUCACUCACUUCUCGAGCAAACAAAGGACAGAAUGUGACACUAUCUUGUCUCUCGGAAAAUGGUUCUCUUCCUAUCACUUACGUAUUCUUCAGAGGAAGAAAGAACAUCUCUCGCCCCAUAAGGAUGCAGAAGAAGGAAGCAGCUAUGCUUUUUCUGUUUAUCAAUUCAUCUAGUGACUUUGGAACAUAUAAAUGCAAAGCUGGAAACAGCUUUCCCAAUAACACAAAAUAUAGCAACAGUUUCAACUUUACAUUAGCAGAAGAGAGAAGCAAUUUUCAACCCUUGCUCAUUUCUCUUGGGCUGAUCCUGCUGUUGUUAGCAAUAGGAUUUGCUCUGGCAAUUCCAUUUGUCAUUAUUCCUUCAUAUAAAGCAAAAAGAAGUAAGUCUGUUAGGUCCUCGGCUGGCCUUACUUCAACAACAAAUGCAGAAGAAACAGAAGACUACGUCAUAUACACAGAGAUUGAAUAUGUUAAACCUGAAGAACAGUAUGCCAACUUUACCAUCAUUAGAAAAGAAGAUGAAAAAGGGCAAUCUAGAAACCUAAAUGGUCCAGAUUUGAUAGAACUGUACCAACAAGCUUUAGCGGCACUAUUUUCAGGGAGACCAGUGACAUCCCAGAAGUCAAUUCAGGCAUAG